AUGUUUCGUAUAAUCUGAACAGGAAAUCUUCAAGUUUGUCGAAUAUGUUAUUCAACUAGUGAUCUUCAAUCAUUAAUUGCACCUUGUCAAUGUUCAGGCACAAUGGGUAUACUUCAUAGAAAUUGUCUUGAACGAUGGCUUGAAAUAUCAAAUACAACAAAAUGUGAAAUAUGUCAACAUGAAUAUGAUACUGUACGAUAUCCAAAAUCAUUAUUUUAUUUUUUUAUAAAUCCUUUACGUUCAUCAGAUAUUCGUUAUUUAAUUACUGAUAUUAUUUUAUUCAUUGUUUUAACAAUAAUUGUUAGUUGGUUAAUAAUAACUAAUAUAUCAAAAAUUAAAAUCGUAAAAACAUUUCAUGAUAGAAUAUCAUAUAUUAUUCUUCCAUUUGCAGUCAUUUUUAUUUAUAUUAUUUGGUGUUGGGUUAGUUUUCGUUAUCAUAUUCAAGUAAUUAAAGAAUGGCGUUCUGUUAAUCAACCAAUUCGUGUUAUUAACAAGAAAAAAUUAAAAAUGAAUUCGAAUGAAAAUUUACUCUCAAGAUCAAAUCAAAUACUUGAUCAUGAUAGUUUAUAUAGUUUAACCAGUCAAAAUGAAGAGAAUAUAUUGCCGGAUAUAUAUAUAUUGUCAAAUAAUAAUUGA
This is a messenger RNA of Adineta steineri, 636 nucleotides long. Lineage: Eukaryota; Metazoa; Rotifera; Eurotatoria; Adinetida; Adinetidae. The record is from the annotation of a GenBank genome assembly.